GGGAGGAGGAGGCAGCACCUGCACCGAGCCUCGCUCUCCGCCGCUGCCUCCAUCGCCAGCUCCCUGGUUCGUCUCUCUCGGUGGUUCCUCCUGGUUCCUCCUGGUUCCUCCCGCUGGUUCCUCCUGGUUCCUCCUGGUUAAAGAUGGCUGACCCCGGCAGCGACGGGGAGGCCCCGGAGAGCGCCCGCGGCUUCGCCCGCCAGGGGGCGCUGCGCCAGAAGAACGUGCACGAGGUGAAGAACCACAAGUUCAUCGCUCGCUUCUUCAAGCAGCCCACGUUCUGCAGCCACUGCACCGACUUCAUCUGGGGCUUUGGGAAACAGGGAUUCCAGUGCCAAGUGUGCUGUUUUGUAGUCCAUAAGCGCUGUCAUGAGUUUGUCACCUUUUCUUGUCCGGGGGCCGACAAGGGACCAGCGUCAGACGAUCCUCGGAGUAAACACAAGUUUAAGGUCCACACUUACUCCAGCCCCACCUUUUGUGACCACUGUGGCUCCCUCCUCUAUGGGCUGCUACACCAGGGCAUGAAAUGUGACCACUGUAUGAUGAACAUCCACAAGCGGUGUGUGACCAACGUCCCGAGUUUGUGUGGGACCGAUCACACCGAGAGGAGAGGACGCAUCCAGAUCUCUGCCCAGAUCACUGAGGACACACUCACCGUCAGCAUCAAAGAGGCGAGGAACCUGGUGCCCAUGGACCCCAACGGCCUGUCAGACCCUUACGUCAAACUCAAACUGAUCCCGGACCCCAAGAGCGAGAGCAAACAGAAGACCAAGACCAUCAAGUGUUGCCUCAACCCCACCUGGAACGAGACCUUCACUUUCAACCUAAAAGAAAGUGACAAGGACCGCCGUCUGUCGGUGGAGAUCUGGGACUGGGAUUUGACCAGCAGGAACGACUUCAUGGGAUCCCUGUCCUUUGGGAUCUCAGAACUACAAAAGCUAGGGGUAGAUGGAUGGUUUAAGAUGCUGUCCCAGGAGGAAGGAGAAUACUUUAAUGUUCCUGUUCAGGCGGAGGGAGAGGAAGGCAACGAGGAGCUUCGACAAAAGUUUGAGAGAGCGAGGGUUGGUCCAGGGAAGGCCGCAGACUCGUCCUCCUCGUCCUCGAUGUACAAGUACGACAGCAAUGGCAAUCAGGACCGUGUCAAGCUCUCAGACUUCAACUUCAUCAUGGUUCUGGGAAAAGGCAGCUUCGGCAAGGUGAUGCUGGCUGAAAGGAAGGGUACGGACGAGUUGUAUGCAGUCAAGAUCCUGAAGAAGGAUGUGGUGAUCCAGGACGAUGACGUGGAGUGCACCAUGGUGGAGAAGAGAGUCCUCGCUCUGGCGGGGAAACCACCUUUCCUCACUCAGCUGCACUCUUGUUUCCAGACCAUGGACCGAUUGUAUUUUGUGAUGGAGUAUAUAAAUGGAGGAGACCUCAUGUACCAGAUCCAACAGGUCGGCAAGUUCAAGGAGCCUCAUGCUGUGUUUUAUGCUGCAGAAAUCGCCAUCGGACUCUUCUUCCUUCACUCCAAAGGCAUCGUGUACCGGGAUCUGAAGCUGGACAACGUGAUGCUGGACUCUGAGGGACAUAUAAAAAUCGCCGACUUUGGCAUGUGCAAAGAGAACAUGUUGGACGGAGUGACCACGAAGACUUUCUGUGGAACACCUGACUACAUUGCGCCAGAGAUCAUAGCCUAUCAGCCUUAUGGGAAGUCUGUGGACUGGUGGGCCUUCGGAGUGCUGCUGUAUGAAAUGCUCGCUGGACAGCCGCCUUUUGACGGGGAGGAUGAGGAUGAGUUGUUCCAGUCGAUCAUGGAGCAUCACGUCUCUUACCCCAAAUCCAUGUCCAAAGAAGCUGUUGCCAUCUGCAAGGGGCUGAUGACCAAACACCCAGGUAAGCGUCUGGGCUGUGGUCCAGAGGGCGAGAGAGACAUCAAGGAGCACGCCUUCUUCCGUUAUAUAGACUGGGAAAAACUGGAGAAUAAAGAGGUCCAGCCGCCUUUCAAACCUAAAGCUUGUGGGCGUGACGCAGAGAACUUUGAUCGCUUUUUCACGCGCCACCCCCCCGAGCUGACCCCCCCAGAUCAGGAGCUUAUAGCCAACCUGGACCAGGAAGAAUUCCAAGGCUUCUCAUUUGUUAACCCUGAGUACCCUCACUCAACCCAGUGACCAUGCCACAUCUCUUUGAGCUGCACUAGUAAACCCCUACACCUCAGAAACAUACACACAAAAGAGAAUAAAUGUGAAAGAAAAUCUGCAUAAAUUCAAAUCCAGGCUGCAUUCAUCAGGGGGAAAACCUUGAAGAGAUAGUUUGGCAUUUUGUGAGCUACACUUAUUUGCUGUCUGUAACAAAGUGAGAUGAGUAGGUUGAUAUCAGUCUCACUUUGGAGCUGGAGUCUGGGCCUGGUUAUCUUAGUUUAGCAUAACAGGAACAGGCCGGGGAAAACUUAGCGCUCCAAAAUAUGUUUUGGUUUCUGGUUUGUUUGUGCAUCCAUCAUCUCCAACUCUUAUCGUUUGAGGGUUGUAGGACUGGAGCCAAUCCCAGCUGACAUUGGGCGAGAGGUGUGGCUCCGACCUUGAACAGCUUGCCAUUAAUCCGCAGGGCAACAGAGACAAAACAAUCAUUCACAAUCACAUUGACACAUACGGACAAUUUAGAGUCUCAUAUUAACAUUAACCCUAACUCUGCGACGGUGGGAGAAACAUAAAUACCAUUUGUUUUUACCAUUUGGGCUUUGACUGGUAUUCCUGGAAUUCCAUUGUUUUCUUCCUCUGUGGUGGUUUAAUGGCUCUGAACUUAAAAUGAGCACCACAAAAUAUUAAUCUUGACGAGCCAACUUCCUUUCGUUCAACAGCAGCAGGUGCUAGUUUGCUAAUUGCAGAUUUACUCGAAAUGUAAUAAACUAAACUUACGUGAACUUUACGAGAACCAAUUCGCAGUUUCCCCUGUUUUAAAGUGUUUUAUGCAAAGCUAGGUUAACUCGGUCCUGACUUCAUCUCUUUACAGAGUGUUCUCAAUACAAUCGUCUAAAUCUAAGAAAGAAUUCAAAUCAUUCCUCCAAAAUGCCAAACUAUUCAUGGAACCAUGUUCGGAUGGAGCUGCAGACAGGUGCUCAAUGCUAACAAUCAGGAGAAAUGGUCAGAUAUCCAUGUGUGAAGUUGCCAGUAGGAGGCUAGUCUUGUUUUGGUUGGUUGAACACGUCGUCAUGUUACACUGCUGCUCUCAUAUCAGCUCUGUCUCUAGUGCAGAAGUGUUGCCCCCCCCCGGCUGCUCAGACCGGCAGGUUCAGGGCGGGAGUCCGACCUCGGGCCGACCUAAACCUGCCCCGUCUCUGUGUCACCCCCCCCUCCCCCUGUAACUUGUGCUAUGACCACAUAUUCCUACAGUGUAAGUGAAAACUGACCAGUUGCUUUGCCUGUGAUCGUUUGAGAACCAGUUUCCUGACGUCAACUUUAUUUUUUUUUCUUUUGGACCAUCCGUCAGUGUUGUUGUGAGCUUAUCUGGACAUUUUUGCUGAUUCCAUUUUCAACCAGUCGAAGGAUUUAAGUAUUUCUACGUAGGAGAGUGCAAGUAUGCGUCUAGUUAGAGAUAUUUGACAGAAGGCUCAUUAAUUUUCUACUGAUCCAUAUCUGAAAACAUUCACCACAUAACACUGUGUUUUUAAUGACAAACAACAUAUCUCUCAGCUUGUACACAACCAUUUUUGGAGAAUUUCCCAUAUGACGGAGCCCCGUAUGGACGUGUAGAGCUGAUGGUUGUUAGCUCGUAGAAACAGGAUGUCCAAAAGUGCCAAACCAUAGGGAAUCUGAAGGUGGUGUGAGGAAAAAAGAUUGUCCUCAACAACUGUGACGAAGGGCAGCCAUCAUGUGCCAUUUUGCAGUACAUGUAUAAUUAUUAGAGUAUUAGAAUAUGCAUUAUAGCUGUAUGUGUUCUCAAACAAUACAACACCCUUCGGAGAAUCAUUUUCAUACAUGAAAUGAAUUGUCUGAGAAGACGAGUGUUUCAUUGUGAGUCAGGUUGUAUUUUUCUUUUUUUUUGUAACUGUAACGAUGCAAGGUAGUGAUGUGUCAAAUCUUGUUGUUUGAGCUCGUAUCAAAAAGGGGUCGGCGGUAGCAUGUGGACGUCAAAGUUUUCUGUUGUAUAAAGACGAUUCUGCCAGACGAAGGAAGUGAGCGCUUAUGAUGAUGAUGAUGAUGAUGAUGAAUCAAUUAUGGCAAAACGGGAGAUAUAACAGAAUAAAGAUAUAUAUACUGUAUCGGAGAGAUGUUUGGAUAACUUGUUGUGGAUGAGAGAGAUGCUUCUGUGGAUUGUGUAAUUGUCCUGUAUGACUGGUAACUGAAAAUAUACAAACUGGUGCCUACCAGACUACAUGUGCUGUGUUCGCUUUGUUACUGCUGCUGCACCCAAAAUAAAGAAACUGCAUUUACCUACA
Messenger RNA from Limanda limanda (common dab), 4411 nucleotides. RefSeq names its product protein kinase C beta type. The record is from RefSeq and is a predicted model, not a curated record. Bases 144 to 2147 code for a protein of 667 amino acids. Lineage: Eukaryota; Metazoa; Chordata; Actinopteri; Pleuronectiformes; Pleuronectidae. Gene Ontology annotation, biological process: protein phosphorylation. The transcript has 17 exons. Gene Ontology annotation, molecular function: ATP binding; diacylglycerol-dependent serine/threonine kinase activity; zinc ion binding.